Messenger RNA from Paramacrobiotus metropolitanus, 708 nucleotides. Its product is annotated as circumsporozoite protein-like. The transcript is spliced from 5 exons. The record is from RefSeq and is a predicted model, not a curated record. NCBI's taxonomy places the organism in Eukaryota, Metazoa, Tardigrada, Eutardigrada, Parachela, Macrobiotidae. Bases 1 to 708 code for a protein of 235 amino acids.
AUGGUGGCCUUCCUGGGAUCAACUUGCGUGCUACGAACAGCUCGAUCAUUAUUGGCGAUUUUAAUAAUACGCAUAUCAACCAUUAGGCAUAACGUGCACGAGUUCGCUACACGAGAUUUAGUUUCGGAUGUCAGCUUCGGGAAAUUUCCCAUCCCGGCCAUGCAGGAAGGGCAAGGACCAGUGUUUCCGCCACGUGAAGCUGGAACCGGCGGAGGAAUUGGCGGAUAUCAGCACGAAGAUUACCAAGACAACGCUGGCGGCGCGAGCGCGUAUAACGGCAACGGCGGUGGCGGAGCGGCGUAUCACGGCAAUGGCGGCGGGAACGUAGCUAACCCCAACAACGGUGGCGGCGCGACCGCGUGUCACGGCAACGGUGGCGGAAACGUAGCUUACCAGGGCAGCGGCGCUGGGGGAGGCACGCAUCGGAGCAACGGCGGCGCAGCUUUGGAUGAAACAGUGGCAUCAACAUCCACCGGAUAUACUGGCGCGACUGGGGCUUUUCGCUAUGCACCACCGGAAACGUACAUGGAGCGCUACAUUGAAGACCGUACUGGGAUUUCUUCGUCUGGACAGCCGAUGGACAACGAAGAGAUGGUGCAUCUCUCCAUCGAGAUUGCGCAGAAAGCCUUAAAGGAGCCGGGCGGUCUGAAAGAAGAAGCGAAACAAUCUCGGAAUAAAAAGAAGCGCAAAAAGGAUCAUUUUGGAUAA